UGGUGGCUCAGAGGGCUGGAAGGGUCCAUCCUGCACUGUAUUUCAAAAUAAAGAUGGCACGGCCUGGAUUGUGGGGACUUUUGAUGGGUGCUGCCACCUUGAGGUAGUGAUACUACCAGUAGUGUGGAAGGGUGUGCCUGCAAUGUCCAGUGCUCUGCUUUCUACAACCUUUUAUAUUUCUGUGCAUUGAAAUUGCUGUAGCAGACUAGGAUGCAAUCAGUUUUGUUAUUUUAACAGUACAUCUGUAUUAGUUGCCACAAACUAACAAAGAAGCCAUACCUCCUUAACCACCAAAGGGAAGUGUGUCUUUUUCAUUACCUUCGUACAAUUGCAUCUGUGUUUUGAUGGGCAGUCUUACUGUGAAUGGCUUUGUUGCAGAAAACUUCCGUGCGUUAUGCACAGGUGAGAAGGGUUUCGGUUACAAAGGCUCAACAUUCCACAGAAUCAUUCCUGAAUUCAUGUGCCAGGGUGGUGACUUCACAAGGCAUAACGGCACUGGAGGCAAGUCCAUCUAUGGGGAGAAGUUUAAAGAUGAGAAUUUUCAGCUGAAGCACACAGAUGCAGGCAUCCUGUCCAUGGCCAAUGCCGGACCAAAUACAAAUGGAUCCCAGUUCUUCAUAUGCACCUCAAAGAAUACUUGGUUGGAUGGGAAGCAUGUUGUGUUUGGAUCAGUGCUAGAAGGCUUGGACGUGGUAAGGAAGAUGGACAAUUAUGGCAGUGUGAGUGGAAAUCCCAAGGCCACGGUUACAAUCACUGAUUGUGGGCAGUUGUCCUGAAUUAUUUGAAUUUAAAUAAAGUGUGAUUGCUUGGAACAUCAA
Hypanus sabinus (Atlantic stingray) is the source of this 818-nucleotide messenger RNA. Its product is annotated as peptidyl-prolyl cis-trans isomerase-like. Lineage: Eukaryota; Metazoa; Chordata; Chondrichthyes; Myliobatiformes; Dasyatidae. The record is from RefSeq and is a predicted model, not a curated record. The coding region runs from base 345 to 776 and encodes 143 amino acids. Gene Ontology annotation, biological process: protein peptidyl-prolyl isomerization; protein folding. The transcript has 4 exons. Gene Ontology annotation, cellular component: intracellular membrane-bounded organelle. Gene Ontology annotation, molecular function: peptidyl-prolyl cis-trans isomerase activity.